UGUAAUGGCCGCCGUCAAGCGUUGUCGACGUACCUCUUGCUUACGACUACAAGUAAUAUCGAGUCAUCGUUUCUCAUUAUCCCCAAUUUGGUAAACGUUAAAAACUCUUGUCUUUGCAAAAGUGUGAACAAUAAAAAUAAAAAUCCCAUUAACAUUUUGAAUCAUAAAAAAAAGACUCCGGAUGACUCUGACAUCUGAGUGUUACUUUCGAUGUCUUCCACUGUUUAUGCAUCAACAACGGUCACUUGUAUCCAAAAAUCCACUCCUUAAACAAACACCAUCAACGCCCAUGUAAAAGUGUUUUAUAUAUUUAAAACUCGAGAAGAUGGAUAACGAGGAAUAAACAGUAAAUAUAUAAACGUGAUAUUCAAAGUUUAUUAUCAGUGUUCCACAACGAAUAAACAAAUGUAAUAUCUACGUGAGAGUUUCAAGGAUUGUAAGAAAGUGUAUGAAGUUGAAAAGAAAGUAGGCAGAAAAAAAACAGAAAAGAUUUUUAUGCUGCGAAAACAAAUUUUUACAAACAUCUGAAAUGACUGAAUCCAACCGUAUCACCACCGGUUGGAUUUCCCCGAGUCUUCCGUACUGACCCAACUACUCUAAACAAUGUUAUCAAACGUGUCAGGUUCCUCAAAUACUCCAGGACCACCGGAGAGCCCAGAAAAUCCGCAGAAUAAUCUAUCAGGUCUAUCAUGUUUCAUAACAGAGAAUGCUCCAACAGUUUCCCUGGACGACAAAAAGAAAUUCUGGCCAUCUCGAGAUUCUCCAGUUGUCUCUACGUCUCCAACACAUUCAGAAAGUGAAAUUUAUUCACCAUCCAGUGAUAUUGCUGACACUCAACCAGUUAAACGUAACGAUAUUAACAUGGGACAAAGUAGUAAAACUCCUUCGAUACCAAAAUCACCUCCACUUAUUAUCUCUGCACUCCAAAAAUCCUCUUCGAACUCAAAUUAUCGAGUGAUUAAUGGUGCAACUAAUGAGUUAGUAGAUGAAAAUAAUUCAACAUCUAGUGCUUCCAUUUCAAAUAGAAAAUUAUCAAACGAUGGAAUUAAGAAUAAAUCAAUUGUUAAAAAUAGUGUGCCAAAUCGGAGAUCGGCAUUGACAAUAAAAACCAGUGAUGCGCUGGAUGAAAAGUGUGGUGGAGAAGGUAAGGAAUGUAACAUAAGUGAUUUAAUGGAUUAUUCACCUGAAAAGAUAAAAGAACACAAGGCGAUCAAUUUUGAUACGGCGUGUGGACAAUUCCUAGUGAAAGACUUUACGACCAGUGAUGAGAGCAAUCGAAAGUUUGAUGUUGAUAAAAGGCGAGGGAGGAUGAGUGAAGAAACGAGGGAAUGCGUUAGUAAUUAUCUACUAACACACUCAGAAUUGCCCACUGAACUACAGUCUUCCCAGCGGUGUUACAAGGAUAGAGAACGAACUACUGAUCCUUGGAGGCCUACUGAGCUUGAGGGAUCCCUUGGUUAUGUGGAGAAGAGUAUUGGGGAGAGUGAUGGAAGCAAGAGAAGGACCGGUGCGUCUUGCCAAGCGUUAAGACAUGCUGUUGCCUCAUUGAAUCGACUCGAUGAUUUUCAUAUGGAGAAAAUUGGAGCUGGCUUCUUUUCUGAGGUUUAUAAGGUCACCCAUAAGGUAACGGCGCAAGUGAUGGUCCUCAAGAUGAAUCAGUUACCAGCAAACAGGCCGAACAUGCUUAAAGAAGUACAAUUAAUGAAUAAACUUAGUCAUCCUAACAUACUUAGGUUCAUGGGCGUUUGUGUGCACGAGGGUCAACUCCACGCACUGACAGAAUACAUAAACGGAGGUAGUCUGGAACAGCUUAUAAUGGCAAGGCAUACACCACUGAGCCAUUUAAAACGAAUGAACCUGGCCAGGGACGUGGCGCGUGGUAUGGCCUACCUGCACAGUAAAGGAAUUUUUCACCGGGAUUUAACGUCAAAAAAUGUCCUCAUAAAACGAGACGAAACAAAUGACGGUUUAAUGGCUGUGGUAGGAGAUUUUGGAUUAGCGGCUAAAAUACCUGACCCCAACUCUGGAUAUCGUCUAAGCACAGUGGGGAGUCCCUACUGGAUGUCACCAGAGUGUCUCAAGGGACAGUGGUACGAUCAUCGUUCAGACAUAUUCUCCUUUGGAAUUGUUGUCUGUGAAUUAAUUGGACGAGUACCGGCUGAUCCUGAUGUUUUACCUCGCUCUGACAAUUUUGGGCUUGAUUACCUCGCAGUUGCUGAGAUUUGUGCCGCGGCUGAUCCACCACCUGCCUUUCUUCAACUUGCCUUCAAUUGUUGCACUUAUGAACCAAAGUCACGUCCACUGUUUCCGGAAAUUGUAACGAUUCUGGAAAAUUUAAUAAUUGAAGAACAAAAUAAAGGAAGCCUAAGUAAACGACAAUCAGUCGACCCAGCGCUGAUCACGAGCAUGGAUGAAAUAGCGAGAGUAGGGAGGACAUUUACAAGAAGGAUUGCAAAGCACCGGAGUUUGUCUGCUGAUGCUAGAGGUUGCAAUACUGCCACGCCAUCGGAUAAGGCCAGGUGCCACUCAGCCAGGCGAAUUGCUGAGUUGGCGAGUCGACGAGAUCCCCACUAUCGUCCUAUGACUGCUAAUCCUUUUCACGCUCUUGGUGGAGUCAAAAAAAUCCUUGGUGACUUGUUUUCAAGUUGCUUAGAGCUUCCGUCUCUCGAAGACGUAAGGCUCAGUGUUACUGAUGGAGUUAGUGGAAAGUUUAAACCUGCCCAAAAUGACAGUAUUGCAAAAAUUCUGGAGAGGAAAAAACCGAGCUCAGAGCCUAGCAGUCCUACAGCUAGAAAAAAAUGGGAAAAGAAGGUUGCAACAAAGGUGGGAGUAGCGAGUCUAUUUACACAUCCCCUCUUUCGAGAUGGGUGGGAACCUCGUCGUCGAUUGAGCUGCGAGUCGGGCUUCUGGAGUUGCGUCGGAGAGGACUUGAGCCCAGAGCCACCGAAUCGCCGUCAUGCCUCAACCCUGAGUAGUUCAGCAGCUAGCAGUCUCUUUCUGUUGGAUGAUCACCGAACGAGCUCAAUAUAUACCGACUCAUCAGAGGACAUAGCAAGCCUAGGAGGCGGAGACUCUUCAUGCUGGGAGGAGAGAUUUGGGGGGAUUGGAUCUUCUAGUAGAACCAUUUCCAAAAUCGUUGAAUAUUUCGAAAGGAAACAGGCUACGGCAGGGGGUCUGAGAAUUGGUUUUGAUCAUACCAUUGAGGCUGCACCAAGCAGAAUUGGUCUUUUACGUGCUAGCCUCGAAGGUACUGUACCUUUAUGUAAUAUUUCAGCUGCACAGCGACUCGUCGUGUGCGAGGGCGCUGUUAGAAGUAAAUUACCCCUUUUUGAUAAAAAGUGACUCUUCCGACGCUUUCAAAACUGAAUUGUGAGUAUCCUUUGAAUUACUUUGAAAAUAUUUUCAGUUUCUUCUUAUGUAUGUAGGAUAAAGACAUUUAAAAGUGGAAAGAUUUUUUAAGGAUAUUUUUGUUUCCACUCACAUACAUUAUAUUACCUUUAUCUGUGCUAUUAAAAUGUUUAAAAGGCUAUGUCAAAACAUCUUUUUUAGUAGAGAAUAGGUUUUCUAUGAAGAAAAUUGUAUUAAAAAAUCAGGUAAACCUUUUAUUACUGUAGACAUCAGCCAAAUAAUACGCAAAUUUUUAUUCUUUCAGCGUUUCACAUGGCCAAUGUAAUCGUUAGUACGUAUUUAGUACCUUCAUUCGAUAAAUCGGUUGAACGCAUUAGACAAGGUAUGGAUUCUGAGCGAUUAAUUUGAGAUAUGUUUUGUUCAGUUGAAGAAGAGAUACCAAUGAGAAAUCAGUAAAUCUUCGAUGGUUGCGUUCAGCAUUACUAUUUUGAUCGUAUAAUCGGCAUUUUUCUCCAUUGAUUCAUCAAUUAAGAAUUCAAAGUCAUCGCGUAGAUAGAAAGGUACUUUUCCCCCUCAAAUGGAAACUGUAAAAUCACUUUUUAUUUCUCGACGAAAAGAAACUCGGCUAUCUCCUCUGGGAGUCAUGAGAUUGCAAAUGUGACUGUGAUGUUUUCUCAUAAUUUAGUAAUGAAAAUUACAUUUGGAAGUUUUGAUAAAUCGUUGAACCUCCGUCCUCCGUCCAGCAGUAUUUUUUUCGAGAAAUAGAAAAUGAGCAAGUCUUUUAACACCUUCCUCUAUUACUGUUUCAUUCAAAAAUUAUUUUUACUACAAAAAUCAAUGGAUAAAUCAAGUAAAGGUGAGUCAACUCAAUUUUAAAAAAUAGAGUCGUGGCUGAAUGGUGAACAACUAAUCCACAAUUUAGGUACGUGGCUACCAUCUUCGACAGUAUCUUUUAUUUCUUCACUCUUUACUGUCUCAUGUUAUUACAUAUUUCUGUUCCCUUCUUCCUCCCCUUCCAUACCAAAUAUUCAUAAAGACGGUUGUUGUGGCCUCCGGGUGGCUGGACGAUCGAAUAUUUCCCAAAAGGCCACCCCCAAGAACUAACUUGACCGCGACCAGUUACGUCCAAACGGAGACCAAACUAAAGUGGGAUCGUAUUGUGUGGGAUAAAACACUAAAGUGUACCAUGCUAGGUUACGCAGGAAUUCUAAUUAGGGAAAGGAUCACGCAGAGAGAGAGAGAAAAUCUUUCUACUGAUUAAUUUAGAGAUGUUUAUUGGGGUACUAAAAACACAGGAUUGUUACAACAAUCCAAGGUAAAACUGCUCAAUUUGAUGGGAGAGAUAGGUAAAACCGAGGUGAAGGAAGAAUUACAAUUGAUUCAAGACUUACAGUUGAUGAUAAACGGGGGGGAUAGAAGGUGCGCGCGAUCACUCAGUCGCGUCGUGGGCAGACUCGGCGGUUCCCUCGAAGGUUGAAGGGGUAGCUCUCGGUGAUUCCUUGAAGACGAGACGAUUCUCGGGGUGUGAAGGUGAGAUCGGUGAACUUGGAGAUUCGUUGCGAUGGUCUAGGUGUUCAGGGCGUUCACCCGGCAGGUGAGAAGGUGCCGAACCGGGGGUUCGGGCAGUGUAAAGAAAGACCCCAAUCUUCCGUCAGACCAGGGGUGGCGGCUCGGCUUCUCGUGAACUUCAGAUGUCGGGUCACUUUAUGGCUCGCUCGGUUUUCAUUCACCAACAAAGCGAACACUUAGUGCAGCUUUAUUACGAUCUUUUGAGGCUGGACUGUGUCAGUGGGUCGGUCAGCAGGUACUUGUCGCUCCGUGCAAGUGUUGCCUUUUAAACCCAGAAUGAAUGAGUUCAGGGGAGUCCUCGUUGCCAAUUUGAUUUCUUCUUACUUACGCAGCUUCGGCGUGGCAAUUUCUGAAGUGGGUUGGCUCAACUAGUCUGCAAUAGACUUACACAGCUCAGGCGUAAUUGUUGAUGAAGACGGUCUGGUCCCGUAGGUAGGACUCCGCUUCCUCGAGGGUAGCGUGGCUGAUGCAGGUGAAGACUAGCGAUGAACCAACUUGGCGAAUCAAGAUGGUGACACAAGAAAACUGAAGUGACAGACUAAGGUACUCGAAGUGAAGUGCCGUCAAGUCAAGUGACAAGUGAAGAAGAAAUCGUCUUCGCGGGUUGGGGCGGGAUCAUAUAUACCCUUGGUGGCGAUCAUCCCCCACCUAGGCCCGCGACCGUUAUUUGGUAAUAACUGUUAUUAAGAUAAUAACAGAUAACUUCAUCUCCGUUCCACUAACUCACCUGAGCCAAUAUCGCCUCCUCCCGUAAACGGCGUUGUUCUUCAUGCCGCUGACGAACUAUCUCCAUCUGGAGUUGCCUCUGGAAAAAUGCCUCCCGUCGCUGGGCCUCAGCUUCGAAACGAGAAGGGUCCGCCCGCAAAAGAACUUGCAAGGCCAGCUCAAAGGUCUCGUCAUGGAACCGGGCCCACUCACCCAAAAAGGAGGGGAUUUCCCCAGCUUCACCCAGAAAGCUCAACAGAGAGGUAAACCAACGAGAGUUGACCUCCCGAAAUUCAGAAAUCUGAAAAAAAAAAAAUUUUAAUAAAUAAAUAAAUAAAUAAUAGAUAUAAAAAUAAAUAUAUGUAUGUAUAUAGUCCCGCGAGGAAUUAAUCGAUAUGCCGGGAUUCGGCACUCAUCAUGGCGGUCCGCUUCCGGGAAUUCGGGAGUUCGUUGUCUUGUUCUGAGAAUCGGGAAAACCGUUGACAGCUGCGAUCGUCGCUCGGGUGGCGUGAUCUUCGUAUUCCCGAUUUUUACGACGUCUCGGCCUAUCAGCGAAGUCCAGUUGAUUUUGGGUCCAUUGUGGGAGAGGGGUUACGCUUCCUGUCACUCACCUGUCGGUCCUAGGGGGCCUUUCAAGGGUGGGGGUUGUUGCAGGACGUUGGCUCCCUCCUUGGGUUGCACGCGUGUCAAAUCCGCAGCGGGGCGUUUUACCGUAAUGCAUCUGGUGUCGGGCACCAUGUCUUUGUUUCGGGGACCGUCGUAGCGCCGACUUCGCGACAUAAUUCUCAUUAGGCUGACGUUUACAACCUGGCUUACUGGAGGGAGCGAGACGCCUCGUACCGUUUCCAGGUUUCAACCUGGGUCCAGGGGGGUGCACUCCUGUGUACGAGGGGCACGAGUCAUCCCUCGCCUGGUGGCAGCUGGACGUCCUUCCCAGCUCCAGCCCAGGGCUUAUAUCUCGGUUUCUGGGAAUUGCCUCCGAUAACCGGGAGGAUUCUUAGUAUUGGGGUACUCGAUUUCCCAUUCACCUUUUCAGUUA
This is a messenger RNA of Fopius arisanus, 6661 nucleotides long. RefSeq names its product Dual specificity testis-specific protein kinase 1 (gene cdi). The record is from RefSeq and is a predicted model, not a curated record. Gene Ontology annotation, biological process: actin cytoskeleton organization; protein phosphorylation. Gene Ontology annotation, molecular function: protein serine/threonine kinase activity; ATP binding. Gene Ontology annotation, cellular component: cytoplasm; nucleus. NCBI's taxonomy places the organism in Eukaryota, Metazoa, Arthropoda, Insecta, Hymenoptera, Braconidae. The coding region runs from base 604 to 3342 and encodes 912 amino acids. The transcript is spliced from 5 exons.